GGCUGUUGCCACUACGCUUUCAGACGUGCAGCAGACUUCGUUGACGGCGGUUCAUAUUCAAGCCUAAACUCUAGCAAUCUUUAAUAUUCGAAAAGUUAAUCUCCGACAACCAAGUUCUAAUCAAGAUGGUGUCCGCUUUGAAAUGCAGUUUGGCCGUGGCCGUUAUGAUCAGUCUGGCCUGUUCGGCUUAUGCCAUCAAGUGCUAUCAGUGCGAAUCGCUCACAUCACCCAAAUGCGGUCUGAAAUUCGAGGCUGACGACAAUCUGCUGAUCGAUUGCUCCCGGAUUGGACCCCCUCGAUACCUGCAGAACUUCUUCCCCCUGCGCAACGCCACUGGCUGCAUGAAGAAGACCCUUGAAAGUGUGGCUGGACAUCCACAGAUUGUGAGGACCUGCUACUUCGGUGACAUCAACAACGUCCAGGGUGGCUGCCAGUCGGAUCCCUCGCUGCCCUUCGUCAAGCAGCUGGGCUGUGAUGUCUGCACCAAGGACGAGUGCAACGGAUCCGCAUCCUUGGCCCCCGUGGCCGGAGCCAUCCUGCUCUUCUUCGGCGUCGCCCGCCUGCUGGCAUAGAUCUUAACUAUUUAGCUUGUAAUUACCCUUAAUUCCUUGUAGCAUUUUCCAUUUUCAUUUCCAACGCUCAAGGAUCAUUAGUUGGUUAAAUUCUGUUUAAAUUUAAAUUUGUAAUAAAAAGAAGGAUAGAAGUUUAUCCCAAGCAACAUGCCAAAUA
Messenger RNA from Drosophila kikkawai, 729 nucleotides. It is a transcript of the gene bero, whose product is annotated as belly roll. Gene Ontology annotation, biological process: positive regulation of voltage-gated potassium channel activity; regulation of synaptic transmission, cholinergic; sleep. Lineage: Eukaryota; Metazoa; Arthropoda; Insecta; Diptera; Drosophilidae. The record is from RefSeq and is a predicted model, not a curated record.